CGUGCUCUGAGGCAAGAUGUCGGAUAUUUCAAGUAACGUGACGAGCAAGCCGCUAAAUCCACGAGAUUCGGCUAAAUUCAUCUCCUCUAGAAGUCAAAACGUUUCUAUUUGCCAGAAAGGUGUAGAAGAAGCAUCGAAAGGUAUAUUCGAUUGCCUGAAAUCAAAAAAAUACAGCUUCAAAUCUUGGAAGGAACAUGAACUACAUCCGAACGACAUGACGAAAGAAACUCUAGAUUGGAUCGUUGUGUUGGAUGCGUUAAAUUUUUCGUUUUGGACGGAUGAAAAAGUGGAACCGUGGAUAGUGCGAUUUGAAGGAAAGAAUUACAAAGGGUACUGGGCUCUGUGUGCAGCCAUAAACAGAGCUCUGAAGGUUUGUAUUAAAUGACAAGGUAGUAAUGAUGAUGUAGAUGACAUCGACAGUGACAGCAACAACAACAAUUACAGUAAUAAAAAUAAUAUAAAUAGUAAUAAUAAUAAUAAUAAUAAUAAUAAUAAUAGUUAUGAUAACGGUUAUACUAGUUUGCUUAUAGCGCAGCAUUUUCAAGUCCCAGAAAAGCCUGUGGGUGGGGAGGGGCGGGGGAUGUGACUCCCAUGUAAAAGUGAAGAUUAAUCUCGUAGGAAAAUUAAAAUUAAACCCCUGAAGGAGACUAGUCCAGGUGUGGUGUAGGCUUUAUUUGACCUCUGUUAAAAUGUUUUUAUUGCAAGUGUCUAUGGUUAAUGAUAAAAUAAUUAACAAUUCUUGCACGAGGUUGAGCAAAAUAUCGUGAUUGAGCUGAGAGACACUGACAAAUCACGGUUUUUUGCAGUAACCUAGUGCAAUCAUAGUUUUAUCAUCCAAUCACCGAGUUGUUGUUUUUUUUUAAUGAAUAUCUUCGGGAAGUAAACAUUUUAUUGUUAUUAUUAUUAUUAUUAUUAUUAUUAUUAUUAUUAUUAUUAUUAUUAUUAUCAUUAUUAUUAUUUAUAGCCAUGAAUGAAAUGUUAUGUUGGAUUAGCAGCAUUCUUAGACAUGAGAUCUUGAGAAGUUGGGGGUGUGCAUUUGCUACAAAGGACUGAGAAAAGGAAUACUCCAUCUCUAAUGGUACCACAAAAUCUUUUCAUCCAAUUACAUCUUUGUUUUCAUUUUAUUUAGGAAGGCAUUCAAUUUACUACACCUUCAUAUUAUGCCGAUGUCACUGUGACACAGUUACAACACAUCUUCAGAUCUGAGACUCCAACUGAAAUGCCACUACUCGAGGAGAGAAGAAAGAAUUUAAAUGAAGUUGGAAAAGUUCUAGUCAAGGAUUACAAGAACUCAUUUACCAAUGUUUUGUUACAGUGCAACCAUAGCGCUGAGAAACUUCUCAACCUGAUCACAAGCACUUUCAAGUGUUUUCAAGAUGAAGCAGAGUUUGAAGGUACCAAUGUAUCAUUUUACAAGCGUGCACAAAUUUUGAUUGCUGACAUCUGGGCCUGCUUUGAGGGACAAGGAUGGGGGCAUUUCACUGAUAUUGAUCAUCUCACCAUGUUUGCCGAUUACCGAGUACCUCAGUCCCUCUUGCAUCUCGGCAUCAUGAAAUACACUGAUGAGCUCUUAGAGAAGCUAAAAAAAGGUGAGGUCAUUCCUGCUGGUGACAAGUUAGAGUUAGAGAUAAGAGGGAAUACCAUUUGGGCUGUAGAGCUAACGUACCAGGAAAUGGUGAAAAUGGCCAAAGGGGAUUCCCAGUUCAGUUCUUUACCUCCAGAGGAACUCAGCUCAGUUGUGAACGCUGUCAUUAUUGAUUAUUACCUGUGGGAUUUUGCCAAAAGGGAGUUGGAAGGAAUCACCGAGUUUCCUUUUCACAAGACUAGAACCAUAUUCUACUGA
Molecule: messenger RNA, 1843 nt
Organism: Porites lobata
Lineage: Eukaryota; Metazoa; Cnidaria; Anthozoa; Scleractinia; Poritidae
Source: the annotation of a GenBank genome assembly